This is a messenger RNA of Jatropha curcas, 2058 nucleotides long. RefSeq lists its product as uncharacterized. The record is from RefSeq and is a predicted model, not a curated record. Lineage: Eukaryota; Viridiplantae; Streptophyta; Magnoliopsida; Malpighiales; Euphorbiaceae.
UUCCUUCAAGUCCAACCACAACCGCAACUUCCAUCCAAUCCAAUUUUUUCGCAUUCUCAGUUGCAUACAUAGCCUCCUUGCUCGAAUUGAACCAAGAUUUUUUGUUUUCAAGUUCUGAUCAAGUUUUUCCUUUUAGUUGCUAGCUGGUUCGAUCUAUAGACUUUUGCCUACUCUUCCACGACAAACUACAAAGCUUUCGUCUCUAAUGCCAGGAACCAUCCAAGUUUCAGUUCUGGAAUUCAUGACUCUGCAAUCAUCAUCGCGUCUUUCACAAAUGUCAAUAAAGAUUUCCAUGGGUAAAAGAGAGUACCAAACUUUUGACAAAGGGGACUUUUCUUUUCCAUUAACAACUCUUCGCGACAAUUUGAUUGUUACACUUCAGGACUCUAAAGGAAAGGAAAUAUCACAUACAGUUGUUGAGACCAGGUUUGUUAUCGAGAAAGGCAUUUGGGAUAACGUUUUUCCCUUUGAAGGAGGUGGGCAUGUGCAUAUGAAGUUGCAGUUUGUCCUCAGUGAAGAAGAUCGCCACCGCAUCCGUGUAAUGAGAGAAUCGGCACUGAGAAAGAAACAUGAAGAACUUCUCAACGGUAAACCAAAAAGUCCAGCACGAGCCACUACUGUUAGUAAUUUUGCACAAUAUUUGCAGCCCAAUCGUGACACCUUAGAUUCAAAUAAUAGCCAUUUUCAAAGGGAAGUGAUUCAAGCUGGUUUGAGCUCAACCGUUCUCUCCACUCGUUUCAAGAAAGGAAAAUCUGGUCCCCAGGACAAUGAACUAGCUUAUUACUUUCAGAAGCAAACAGACCCAAAUGAUACAGACAGAUUUGAAAGCACUGCAUCUAUCACAACCGAGUCGCACAGAAUUGAUAUCCAUCUAGAGGAAGUAACCAAUGGAAUGUUGGUUGAGAAGAAUCCCAUUAAUGCUCUUGCCAGAACCAAUUUUUCAGAAGAAGCUUCAUCUUUGGGAAGCUCAGGAUCCGUAGUUGCUGCAAAGAAACAAGAUCCUGUAAAACUUAAGUCGGAUGGUGCUACUGAUCCAGAGAAGCGGAGCUCACUGAAGAAAACUCCAAGCAAGAUAAGAAACAUGAUAAGUGCAUUUGAAAGUAGUUUAAAUCAGGAUAUGAAACCUGAAAUAAGACCGGCACCAAUAAAAUCUCAGUCAAGCAAGAAUAGAGUGGAAGUUGCUUCAAAAAGUACACACCUAACUGAAGUCAAGGCAGAAAAUGCUGAACCAGCAAACAUUUCGGGCAGAGUCCGCGAUCCUAGUCAUUCAGGUGAUAUGCAACAAGCCGCUGCACAUAUCGGAAAAAGAAAAGAGCAAAUUGGUUUUGUUAGUCAGUCAGAGCAGUUAAGUGAAAGAACUUCAGUUUCAGGAAGAUUGCUUAAUGCUAAAGGUGCACAUCCGUUAAGUAACCUGUUUGCCUGGAUAAGACAUUCCACCGGCAAUUUGUUAAAACAGAAGAAUGGAAAAGAGAUUCAGCUGGAAACUUUACAAGAGGCAAACUUUCAAGGUUCAUCAGGAGAUGAGCCUCAAUCCUCAAAUGGUGCCUGGAUAUAUCCUGAUGGAGGAAAACCCUUGUGUAUCACAAGUGGUGGAAAAAAAAUUAUUGAUCUGAAAGGAAGUUUCCACACAGAAGCAAAAAGGCAACAGCUAAGAGCAAAUUCUCAUGUGACAGAAAAUGUGAAAGAGUACUGUACUCAGAUUCAGGCUCAAGAAGGCAUUAAAGCUGCUAGAAGACACUCAGAAUCAAAUAAUGAGGGUUCUAAAGAUGCUGAAAGAGGGCCAGCGGUACAGGUGAUGAGAGUUGCAAUCAUGGUUGGUUUUGCAACGCUAGUUUUCUUCACUAGACAGAGAAAACCAGGCAACUAAGCUAGCUGAUGGAGCUAUUGAAAGCAAGGGAAUAGAUGUAUCUAGCAAUUGUUUUGUAAUUAAACACUUUUUUUUUUCCACUGAACAUACAGAGACAUAUAUCAUAUUUGUAAAUGAGAAGAGCGUUGUAAAGUCAUUCAGAUGAUUUCACUUAUUAUUCCAGUAGAAAUUUCUUUCAAUGUUUCACCUCA